AUGAAAACCACCGAACCCUUUAGUCACGUUGAGCAUGCACACACCCACAAUCCCUUACUGAACCACCCCGAACCACCACCAGCCGCGGUUAGAAAGCGGCUCUUCAUCGGGGCUCCGUUCAAUAUCACAUUGUUAUUCAUUUUAUCUAUCUUACUCGUCAUUCUGAACCAACAAGUUUUAGCCACGAAUUCAGCAUUUCCGGAAAAAUAUUCCCGGAAACACUCGCAAGUUGAUCGCUUGAAAUGGCAGAGAACAGCUUUCCAUUUUCAACCCGCGAAAAAUUUCAUUUAUGAUCCUAAUGGUCCGUUGUUUCACAUGGGCUGGUAUCAUUUAUUCUAUCAACACAACCCGUAUGCACCGGUUUGGGGGAACAUGUCAUGGGGUCACUCCGUGUCGAAAGACUUGAUCAACUGGUUUGAGCUUCCUGUUGCUCUCGGCCCAUCCGAAUGGUACGAUAUUGAGGGGGUUUUAUCAGGGUCGACCACCGUCCUCCCCAACGGUGAAAUCUUUGCAUUGUACACGGGAAACACUAAUAAUUUUUCCCAGUUUCAAUGCAAAGCGGUACCGGUCAACAUAUCUGACCCACUUCUUGUAGAGUGGGUCAAGUAUGACGGCAACCCAAUCCUUUACACUCCACCAGGGAUUGGGUUAAAAGACUAUCGGGACCCCUCAACUGUUUGGAAGGGUCCCGAUGGAAAACACAGGAUGAUCAUGGGAUCUAAACGAAACAAAACAGGACUUGUAUUUGUUUACCAUACCGAUGAUUUCACGAAUUACAAGUUGUUGGAUGAGCCAUUGCAUUCGGUUCCCAAUACCGAUAUGUGGGAAUGUGUCGACUUUUAUCCGGUGUCAUUAACCAACGAUAGUGCCCUUGAUAUGGCCGCGUAUGGGCCGGGUAUAAAACACGUUAUUAAAGAAAGUUGGGAGGGACAUCGUAAGGAUUGGUAUUCAAUUGGGACCUAUGAUGCAAUAAACGAUAAAUGGACUCCCGAUAACCCGGAAUUAGACGUGGGCAUCGGGUAUCGAUGUGAUUACGGAAGGUUCUUUGCAUCCAAGAGUCUUUACGACCCGUUGAAGAAAAGGCGGGUCACGUGGGGUUAUGUUGCCGAAUCAGAUAAACAUAACCAGGAUCGCACUAGAGGAUGGGCUACUAUUUUCAAUGUCGGAAGAACCGUGGUACUUGAUAGAAAGACCGGGACCCAUCUACUUCAUUGGCCGGUUGAGGAGAUCGAGAGUUUGAGAUACAACGGUCAAGAGUUUAAUGAGAUCGAGCUAGAACCGGGUACAAUCAUUCCACUAGACAUAGGCACAGCUACACAGUUGGAUAUAGUUGCUACAUUUGUGGUGGAUCAAGAUGCAUUAAACGCGACAAGUGAAACUAGUUACGAACAUGGUUGCACCAAGAGCGCAGGUGCAGCCGAAAGGGGACACUUUGGACCAUUUGGAGUAGCGGUUCUGGCUGACGAGAUCCUUUCAGAGUUGACUCCGGUUUAUUUCUACAUUGCUAAAACUGCUGAAGGAGGUGUGCUCACACAUUUUUGUACUGAUAAGCUAAGGUCAUCUCGUGAUUUUGACGAGGAGAGAGUGGUGUACGGGAGCACUGUCCCUGUCGUCGAUGGUGAAGAACUCACAAUGAGGAUAUUGGUGGAUCAUUCAGUAGUCGAGGGGUUUGCACAAGGAGGAAGGACGGUUAUAACAUCAAGGGUGUAUCCCACGAAAGCGAUAUACAAAGACGCGAAGCUCUACUUAUUCAACAACGCCACCCACAUAAGUGUGAAGGCUUCUCUAAAGAUUUGGCAAAUGGCUCCUGCUCAAGUGAAGCCUUACCCCUUCUAA
Molecule: messenger RNA, 1836 nt
Organism: Helianthus annuus (common sunflower)
Lineage: Eukaryota; Viridiplantae; Streptophyta; Magnoliopsida; Asterales; Asteraceae
Product: beta-fructofuranosidase, soluble isoenzyme I
Exons: 7
Coding region: 1-1836 (611 amino acids)
Biological process (GO): carbohydrate metabolic process
Molecular function (GO): hydrolase activity, hydrolyzing O-glycosyl compounds
Source: RefSeq, a predicted model, not a curated record